CACAUGGCAUGAACCUGCUGUCUCUUUCUCUCUCUCACCACGAGUUCGGGCUGAGGCUCAUAUAUCCCAGUAUCUGGAUACCCUUUCUUCUUCUUCAUCUGCUCCUCCUCCUCCUCCGUUUGUUGGUUCCUUCGACGAAUUAAUCUUAUAGCUUCGUCCCUAUUUUGCCAUUUUCCAUCAACCCUUGCCCCAUGUCCUCUGCCCCUUUCUUUCUGUCUGAUUUUUUCGACUAAAUUUGGGUUAGAUUCCUUUCGUCCUGUAGCUUUCCGCAAUUUCGACGAAACCCUUUUUUUGUUCAAUUCCUUUUCUGGGUUUAAAGGAUCUUCCAGGGGGUUUUUCUCGUUCGUUUCGAUUUCUGAAGUUCUCUCCAGGUAUUAUCUUUUCUGUUUCCACUUUUUUUGUACAUUGAUACGGUGGACCUGUAAACCGGACAAUCGGAUGCACCUCCCGCUGAAGCAAGCAAGAAGUGGGGUGUUGUGUUGGAAAAAUGGAACCUUGUUCAUGGGGUUAAGUGCGUGUCUUUGAUCUUGUCUGUGUAGCUCCGUAGUUCGUACUUAGUCAUACGAUUUUAUGUAUCUGAUGCUGGGUUUUGUGGAACAUGUUGUGACGUUUUCUCAGAUUAGGGCUUUGCCAAAUCCCUUAUCAAUCUGAAAUGGGUAUCUGGUGUUAUUAGUGCGAUCUCCCCAUUGAAAUAUUUGGAUAGAAAACCGAACGGGAGAGAUCAUGGUUGUACUUGGAAUCUUGAUUUCUGUGGAUCAAAGGUAGAGCCUUUGAGUGAUAUUCUGAAUAUGGCCGCUUCAACUGAGCCAUCAUCGUCUCUAAGUAUCACCUCUUCUCACUUAUCCAAUGGCUCUGUUGGCACCAAUCAGUCAUCUCUAUUCCAUAGCAGCUCGGCUACCAAUCUUGAGGUCGUUGCUCUAAGCAAACUUAGCUCCAAUUUGGAGCAGCUGCUCUUCGAAUUAGACUCUGAUUAUAGCGAUGCUGAAAUCUUCAUCGAUGGUGUUUCUGUGGGUGUCCACAGAUGUAUUUUGGCUGCCAGAAGCAAGUUUUUCGUUGAGUUGUUUAAGAAAGAAAACAAUGGGGCAACUGGGAAAUCCAAGUAUCAUAUGAAAGAUUUGUUGCCUUAUGGAAAAGUGGGACAUGAGGCGUUUUUGCAUUUCUUGAACUAUAUCUACACUGGAAGGUUGAAGCCUUUUCCUAUGGAGGUGUCCACUUGUGUCGACACAGUUUGUGCCCAUGACUCCUGCAAGCCUGCCAUUGACUUUGCUGUUGAACUGAUGUAUGCUUCCUCUGUGUUUCAACUCCCGGAGCUGGUUUCGUCUUUUCAGCGGAGACUUUGUAACUUUGUGGAGAAGUCUCUCGUGGAGAACGUCCUUCCUAUCCUCUUGGUUGCUUUCCAUUGUAAAUUGACUCAGCUUCUUGACCAGUGUGUUGAGAGAGUGGCAAGAUCGGAUCUUGACAGGUUCUGCAUUGAGAAGGAGCUUCCUUUGGAAGUGUCGGAAAAGAUUAAACAGCUUCAGGGUAGGUCUCCACAGGACGAGGACAGUACUUCAGAUGUGUCAGAAAAAUGGCAAAAGAGUAUCGGGACAAUACACAAAGCACUUGACUCAGAUGAUGUUGAGCUCGUAAAACUUUUGUUGACCGAGUCAAAUGUAACUCUUGACCAAGCCAAUGCUUUGCAUUAUGCGGUGGCAUACUGUGACUCGAAAGUUGUGGCCGGAAUUCUCUCUCUAGAUAUGGCUGAUGUGAACUUCAGGAAUUAUCGGGGUUAUACGGUUCUGCAUUUUGCUGCAAUGCGUAAGGAGCCAUCGAUCAUAAUUUCCCUUUUGAAAAAAGGUGCCUUUGCAUCAGACUUGACAUUCGAUGGACGAAGUGCAGUUAAUAUAUGUAGGAGGCUGACAAGGCCUAAAGAUUACCAUACCAAAAUGGAGAAGGGGCAGGAAUCUAAUAAAGGCCGCAUAUGCAUAGAUAUCUUGGAGAGAGAAAUUAGGAGGAACCCGCUGGCUGGGGAUACACCGACGUGUUCCCAUUCUAUGCCCGAGGAUCUUCAAAUGAGGCUGUUAUACCUUGAAAAACGAGUGGGGCUUGCUCUGUCAUUCUUCCCAACAGAAGCCAAAGUGGCUAUGGACAUCGCCAAUGUUGAGGAAACGCUUGAAUUCACGGGUCUUCCACCGCCAUCAAAAGGUUCAACUGGGAAUCUAACACAGGUUGACUUGAAUGAAACACCUCAUAUGCAAACAAAAAGACUCCGUGCCCGGAUGGAAGCUCUCAUGAAAACCGUUGAGACGGGAUGGAGGUAUUUUCCGCAUUGCUCGGAGGUUCUGGACAAGUAUAUGGAUGAGUGCAUGGACGAGGACAUGUCAGAUGUGCUACACCUCGAAAGAGGCUCUCUUCAGGAGAGGAGAUUGAAGAGGAUGAGGUACAAGGAGCUGAAGGAAGAUGUCCAAAAGGCAUACAACAAAGACAAGGAGGCCGAGGUUGCCCGCUCUUGCCUCUCUGCCUCAUCUUCUGCUUCUUCUUUAAGAGACGAUGCCCUCAAGAACACCACGUGAAAAAAAAAAAAAAGUUGAAGCCUUAAAGAAAAAAAGUGAUGUCUAUAUUUUCCUUCUUCUCGCCUGUUUGAAAGGCAACAGAAGAGAGUGAAAGACCCACUUGUGGUAAAUCAGGAAUUAUAGAGAUACUUAGGAUGUAUCAGGGAAUGUGUAUUAGUGGAAUGGAGACCUGCCUGCUUAAUAUUGA
Messenger RNA from Tarenaya hassleriana, 2739 nucleotides. Its product is annotated as regulatory protein NPR3-like. The transcript is spliced from 4 exons. Gene Ontology annotation, molecular function: protein binding. The record is from RefSeq and is a predicted model, not a curated record. Gene Ontology annotation, biological process: defense response to fungus; systemic acquired resistance, salicylic acid mediated signaling pathway; defense response to bacterium. Bases 789 to 2552 code for a protein of 587 amino acids. NCBI's taxonomy places the organism in Eukaryota, Viridiplantae, Streptophyta, Magnoliopsida, Brassicales, Cleomaceae. Gene Ontology annotation, cellular component: nucleus.